UGUGUUAUGCGUUGCAGUGUAUGUAAGUUUGUGUAUUAUUUCGCUUGUGUUAUCAAUCUGAAAGAGUGCAUUCAAACAAGCUUAUCGAGGAAACAGUGGGUUUACGAGAUAGCUUCAUACAACAAGACAGUUCACAUUCACAACAAUGGCGAAGUUCCUAAAAUCAAUCUUCCAGCCAACGGAUAGGAGAAAGAGUACGUACGAGAACGAGGCAGAAGAGGAAAAGACUGAGACCUCGCCGAUGGGGACCAAACGUCAGCUGUCCAUAUCCAGGUCUGGGAGAAUGAGGCAGGCUAAUAAGAAGAGGCACUCUUUAGCACUAGAGCUUUAUGGUGAGACUAUACAAAUAGAUACAGUGGAGGCGCCGAAGUCUAUAGAAUACCACGUACAUAGCCCCAGCAGGACAGCUCCGGCAGACCUUGCUGUCACUCCUACGACUGGCUUCGGCAAAGCCAUUGUGGCUGAAGAUGCUACAGCGAUAAACGCAGAAGUACCAACCACUCUAGAAACACAUUUCGACAUCGACACAAGUGUAGUUGUACCAGCUACGUCGCCAGAGGAAGAAAUUGAUAGUGCAUUCGAAAUUAUAGACAAAUCGUAGCGAAUUGAACUUCUGAUAGUUUUGUUUUAUAUGAAUUGUGUUUUUGAAUUGAAGCCAGAUUUGCGUUAUCAAGUAUGGAUGAAAAUGAACUAAAAAGCGUUGUAACGAUUGUGAUAGUUUUGUUUGAUUUUCUGUGUUAAAUGUGGCGGCUUAUUAUUCGUGAUUGUUCGUAGUACUUCGUAAAGGUAUUGUAUUACGAUUUACGUUUAUCAAACUAAGGACCUUACGUGCACGAAUCUAAAUGUAAGAUGUAAAAAAUAUAGCAUAAUAACAGAAAAUUAAAACAAUACAUCAAUGACCGAGAUUUAAAAAAUAAUAAUCCAAGAUAAAAUUCUCUUGUGUUUUCCAACAUUAAUUCACAAUAAGAUAAAUACAUAAUUGGAUUUGUACGCAUGUACCAUGUUUAUGAACUUUGCUUUGUUUUAGCAUAGCCUUGAAGUCAAAAUAAAUUAAUAUUACUUGUUAAAGAUAACAUUGGUAAUCGUAAAAUCAUUGAUCAUUCUUACAGAUAAGUAGUGAAAUUAUUUUAUUUGAUGAAGUGCGAUACAAAUUGGGUUUUCGAUAACUUCUGACAGGAGCAGAAGUUUAUUUCGAUAUUUUUUGGAUACACAACCAUCUUUUCUAUUAUGCGGUAUAGUAACACCUUUACUCAAUUUGUUAACUAACUUAGAAAAGAUUAGCAAUUGUCUAAAAGAGAUUACAAAUCUUGGUGUCUUUUUGUUGGGAAAAUGCUAUGGCCAGUUCUGUUGUAAAAGCAAGAAGGAACACAUAUUAAGCGCCGUCUUACUUCAACAGCGAGAUCAUAAAAAAGGCUUUGACGGUAGAAUUUAACAUAUAUUUUAGGUAGUCUGGUGUAAUCAAAUAUGCUAUCUCAAAACGUCGAUAAUAUGUCUACCAUAAACAAAUGUUAUAAUAUAUUGUGCAAUAGCUUAAAAGACUAGAAGCCAGUUUAUUUAAUUUGAGGAUUAAAUUCUAGACAGUUUCAACUUUCAGACGUAGGUAACACGGAAACUGAUAAAAUUGCAAUAUUGUAAAAGUUAGAUUUAGAUAAUACAUGUAUACGUGACCUUUUUGAUUUUAAUUCAGCUUAAUUUUAUCUUGAAUGACUGCUGUAUUUAAUGCUAUCUUAAUUUUUG
This is a messenger RNA of Trichoplusia ni (cabbage looper), 1737 nucleotides long. RefSeq lists its product as uncharacterized. Lineage: Eukaryota; Metazoa; Arthropoda; Insecta; Lepidoptera; Noctuidae. The record is from RefSeq and is a predicted model, not a curated record. The transcript is spliced from 3 exons. Bases 146 to 601 code for a protein of 151 amino acids.